Achroia grisella is the source of this 1473-nucleotide messenger RNA. RefSeq names its product nuclear receptor-binding protein homolog (gene Madm). Gene Ontology annotation, molecular function: protein serine/threonine kinase activity; ATP binding. The transcript is spliced from 10 exons. Gene Ontology annotation, biological process: protein phosphorylation; endoplasmic reticulum to Golgi vesicle-mediated transport; intracellular signal transduction. NCBI's taxonomy places the organism in Eukaryota, Metazoa, Arthropoda, Insecta, Lepidoptera, Pyralidae. Gene Ontology annotation, cellular component: endomembrane system; cytoplasm. The record is from RefSeq and is a predicted model, not a curated record. The coding region runs from base 1 to 1473 and encodes 490 amino acids.
AUGUCUCGUUGUACAAUUGAUACUGAUAAAGCAUUAUUGCUAUGCAAAGUGGAACAACGCGAUGUACCUGGCAUCGACUGCGCACAUCUGGCAAUGGACACAGAAGAAGGUGUCGAGGUCGUUUGGAACGAGGUGCAGUUCUCCGAAAGGAAAAACUUCAAAGCUCAAGAGGACAAAAUACAGAUGGUGUUCGACAACCUUACCAGGCUGGAACACCCCAACAUCGUCAAAUUCCAUCGGUAUUGGACCGAUACACAUAACGAUAAGCCACGGGUGAUAUUCAUAACCGAGUACAUGUCGUGCGGGUCGCUUAAGCAAUUCUUAAAACGCACAAAGCGCAACGUGAAACGGUUGCCGCUGCAGGCGUGGAAGCGGUGGUGUACACAGAUACUGUCGGCGCUCAGUUAUCUUCACGGCUGCGUACCUCCAAUCGUCCACGGCAACUUGACCUGCGACACUAUCUUCAUUCAACACAACGGGCUGGUGAAAAUUGGUUCUGUGGCGCCGGAUGCCAUCAACCACCACGUGAAGACUUGCCGAGAGAACAUGAGGAAUAUGCACCUCAUUGCUCCAGAAUAUGGAUCAUCGCAAAUGGUGACGCCUGCGAUGGAUAUCUACUCAUUCGGAAUGUGCGCUCUGGAGACCGCGGCUCUUGAGAUUCAGGGCAAUGGCGACUCUGGCAGCCACGUCACCGAGGAGCACAUCGUUCGUACUGUUGAGUCUCUGGAGGAGCCCAGGCAGAAGGACUUUAUUUACAGGUGCAUAAAUAAAGACCCGUCGAAAAGGCCGACGGCUCGAGAGCUCCUCUUCCAUCCGUUGCUAUUCGAAGUGCACUCCUUGAAGCUUCUAGCGGCUCACACUCUCGUCAACACAACUGCAAAUAUUUCGGAGACCAUAACGGACGAGGUGGCUGGCGGAUCGAGUGGCGAGGCGCUAGCGUGGUGCGUGAAGGACGGCGAGCGAACGGAGAUCUCGGCCAAAGAUCUCCCACCGCACGGCGAGAAGCUGGAAAAAUUUGUUGAAGAUGUCAAGUACGGCAUCUACCCGCUGACCGCGUACGGGUGGCGCGGGGGCGCGGGCCGCGCCGCCUCCCCCGCCGAGCGCGCGCUGGCCGAGGCCGCGCCCGCCGCCUCCCCCGAGCCGCGCGACCUGGAGACGCGCCGCGUCGUCAACAUGAUGUGCAGCCUCAAGCCGCACCCGCACGCCGCGCCGCCCGACUCGCCGCCGCACGACCUGCUCAUGACAAUCUUGCUGCGCAUGGACGAUAAGAUGAACCGGCAGCUGACCUGCGCCGUGUCGCGUCGCGACUCAGCCGCCGCGCUCGCGCGCGACCUCGUGCAGCUCGGGUUCAUACAUGAGGCAGACCGUGACAAGAUCUGCCGGCUGAUGGAGGAGUCUCUGCGUGGCAGCUUCGGACAACCGCCGCCCGCAGCGCUGCCACCGCCGCGCGCCGCACACCUCGUCGCCAGCUAG